Molecule: messenger RNA, 743 nt
Organism: Neltuma alba
Lineage: Eukaryota; Viridiplantae; Streptophyta; Magnoliopsida; Fabales; Fabaceae
Exons: 3
Coding region: 96-533 (145 amino acids)
Biological process (GO): translation
Cellular component (GO): ribosome; mitochondrial large ribosomal subunit
Molecular function (GO): structural constituent of ribosome
Source: RefSeq, a predicted model, not a curated record
GAAAAAAAAGUGGGACCCGGCGCGAAGCUCUUCCUCUACAUUGUGCUCUGGUUCCCUAGGGUUCAGGGGAAAACCCAGGAAUUUCAGUCGGAAAGAUGGCAUCGAAAGCCCUUUGUCAAAAUGGAACUACUUUGUUGAAGCGGCUUUCAAACUCAUUGCUUCACCGAAGUUUGCAUUCGAAUCCCCAAACUGUUUCACCUGCCCUUGAAAUUGCUCCCAAGCUAUUCCCUUCCGUCUCCAAGCUCCCUACUUCUGUACACCUUCCACAAAAUGAGGCCGAUUCGCUGAAAAAGUUCGCCCCUGAAAGGUUUCUGUACCCUUGUGGCCUUCCCUCUCUCCGAUUCUUCUUACCUGAUGCAGGGGAUGCUGCUUCAUCAGAGAACCCAAUGCUUUUAUUCCCCAAAAGGACAUUCCAACCUAGCCUUAUCCGGCGAAAGAGGAAUCAUGGGUUUUUUGCUCGGAAGGCAACCAAGGGGGGCAGAAGAGUCAUUGCCAGAAGAAUAGCAAAAGGACGGUCAAGGAUUACAGCUUAGUAUUAUGGAAUCUGGGGCUGAAUAUUCACUCCUUGAGACUUAAAUGUGGAAUUAUGCUUGCGGUUUGUUGUGCAAUAUUUUAGGGAUAUAUGGUGUAUCGAGUUUUUGUAGAUUCACUUAAUAAUCCAAUAUGCAUGGUGGAGAUUUUUGUCAGUUGCAAAUGCUAAUGCAUUUUAGCUUUGCUAAUACUAGUCUGAAGUUUAGUGGGCA